This is a messenger RNA of Saccostrea cuccullata (small rock oyster), 3074 nucleotides long. RefSeq lists its product as uncharacterized. Bases 111 to 3074 code for a protein of 987 amino acids. The transcript is spliced from 12 exons. The record is from RefSeq and is a predicted model, not a curated record. Lineage: Eukaryota; Metazoa; Mollusca; Bivalvia; Ostreida; Ostreidae.
CUCAGACACAUUCAAUUUGAAUCGUAAGGGAAGGAAAAACUCAUCUUAUGUGGAAUUAUGAAAAGCUAUAUCUUUGGUUUAGUGGCAGAAGGAUGAUUUUGUAAGGAGAAAUGGAAACGUAUGUGGAUUCCUGUCCCCAGAACAUCACAGAGGUAUUAGAAUCCUCCGUCAGGCUGGGGUGUGGUCAGGACAAGUAUGGGAACGAUCAGUAUCUAUGUGUCCCUAACACAGACAAAACAGGACUUAUAGAACUGUGUUACAAUGGAACCAUGGGAUUAAUAAAAAGAGGCAACUGUUUGGAAACCGAUGGAGAAAAUCUUUACUGGAACAACUGUCUUGGAUUUUUAUCAGGUUGUCCUGAAAAGGAGUACCGCAGCAAUGAAAUAUACCAAUAUUCUGCAUGUCAAAGCAUCAAUACACAGUACAAUUGCUAUCUUGCUGAAUCAUCAUGUCCUAAUAUCACAUGGAACAUUGCUACAAGUAACACCACACAGAACUUGGAAUCAACAACAUCCUCUCCAGAAACAUCAUCCAAUGUAGCAGAGAUUUUGUGCGGUCUAGCUGCUUUCCUGUUAAUACUUGCUGUUAUUUUUACACUUGCUAUUGUGUUUUGGAGAAGAAAAAAGAGUCAGAAAAAUGGGACACAUGAACUUCUGAACAUUCCAAUGAAUAAUGUUAUGAGCAACAAAGAUAAACGAGAAGAAUUUCUAAACGAUCUAAAAAAGGCAGGGGAAUCUUUAAACAGCACGAAACAAACACGUAACAGUGUAGAUCACGUGACGUGGCUCUGGAUAUACUCGGAUUACGCUAGACCUGACAUCGUGAGAUCCUGUAUAGGUCUACAUCCACACAAUGACAUUUACAUCAUCGACAACAAACCUUACAGAAAACCAAGUAAAUACCAUGGCUAUCAGCCGGAAGUCAGAUGUCUUUUGUACUGCUUACUGUUAACUGAGAAAUAUCAGCUGAAUCUUAAUGAACAAUCACACGAAAUCAUAAGGAACAAAAUCAGAGAAAGAUAUUUCCCCACGGUUACUUCAGAAAGCUCAUUAGAUAUACCACAGGAAGUCACAGAAACACGUGACGGUGUGAUAACCUUUAUAUUAGACGACAUCAGACAUGACGUCAUGUACGCCUUUGUUACGGAGUGCCUGGUUGGUGACGAUGAUCUGGAGUUUUUCCUGACCACGGCGUCACAGGACGUGAUAUCAGAAUACUGCCGGUCCUGGGAUUAUAAGAGGAGUGAGGGAGAGAGAUGUCUGUAUGUACCGUCCAGUCCCGAGAAGAUGUACGACCUCUUCAUAGACAAACUACAGCUAUACAUCAUCACACACAGUACCAUGUCUGACAGGGGGAUUCAUAACAGGAUCAGUCAACGUUUGAAUAUACCUGAAGAGGUAUUAAGAUGGGAUAUCCAUGGUAGAGAAAGGUUUGUGAAGAACUCCAAGCUAGGAAGCGUACAAAUAUUUCGUGCCAGAGGCAUGAUAGUUGGAUGCACAGGGGCCGGAAAAACAUCGCUUCUUAGAAAGCUUCACGGAAGAGAGAGAACAGAUAAGGAUAAGCCACCUGAGACAACCAUAGGUCUUGAGGUCCAUGAAGAUUUAUUUGCUAUUAAGGAAAACAAGUUAACAGGUUUUAGAAAUGCAAACAACAGUACAAAUCCAUACCUGGACAACAACGUAAUAAGCAUGACCGACUUUGCAGGACAAGUAGCGUACUAUGCAUGUCACCAGGUUUACCUCUCAAGAAGAGCAUUUUAUAUCGUGGUCAUUGACGUGUCCAAAAACCUUGAUGAAGAAAGCCGAUGGUAUGACACAGAUCGUCAUGACCCAACAGGAUCCUUAUUUCAAUCAUGGACUUACAGAGAAUACUUCCAAUUUUGGUUACAAACUAUAAAUACAUACUGCAAUGAUGGAAUAACACAAAGUGAUCCAAAAGACACGGCAGCAAUCAGAGACUCCAGGGCGAAUGUCAAUUUACACCCGGUAAUUCUUAUUGCCUCCCAUAAAGACCAGAUGGUCGGAAAUUUUAACACGUCAGAAACAUUUUACAGCCAAUUGGAAGCGUGUUUAUCGAAAGAACAAACCCUUAAACGGCUUAUAUCUCCUUAUCGAUAUUUUGAAGUAGAAUGUCCACCUGAAGCAUUGACUCAAAAGCAACAAAUGACAAUUGACCGUGUUAAGAAAUGUAUCGUAGAAACUGUAACAAAUCUACCACAUUGGGGGGAAGAAGUCCCUUUGAAAUGGUUUGAACUUGAAAAAAUUCUGAAUAAUGAAAAAGCAAAUGGGAAAAAAAUCAUAAAGAGGUCACAAUUAAAAGAAACAGCAAAACACUUUUCAAUAGACGAAGAUGACCGCAAGGAUGUUCUCCAUUUCUUGCAUGAAAUAGGAAAAAUCUUAUACUUUUCUGUGGAUAAACUCAAGGAUACAAUUAUCAUAGAUGUUCAGUGGUUUGUUGAUGCAUUCAAGUACAUCAUAACUAGGCCUGGACUAGGCUUGAUGGCUAUCGGCAACAAAUCGCACUAUGUUCCGUGCAUGAACAGGAAAGAAAUAGAGAAUGCUAUUCCUGAUCUGAUUCAGAGAUCGAACAGUAAAACAUCUGUCCUGAUCUACAGGUUUAGCUUCUUGCCAUUUUUCCUCUUUUUUCGUCUCGUUGUGUGUUGCAUGCAGUUAAAAGACUGGAGAGUGUUAAUAACUGAGGGAACAUCCUGUCUGUAUAGAAAUGCGGCUUUGUUUUCUGUAAAACAUUAUAAUAUUGUUCUUUCUGUUACGGAGACAUCAAUGCAACUACAGAUUCUUCACCCUGUUCCAGGAUGUUCUUUAGAAAAAGAGAAAACAUACAAAAUUCAAAAAAUUAUAGAGGCUUUUCACACAAGCCUAUUGUAUGAAAGAAGCUUUAAAUGUCGAGAAGAUGGGGAACAGGUUAUGUCUGUGGAAUACGAAGGACAAUUUGUGCAGGACAAAUAUAUUUGUGAAAAAGAUGGUGAUAUUAUUUGUCCACUGCAUCCAAUUAAAGAUCAGCAUUUUAUAAACACCACAGAAAUAUCAGAAUUCUUGAACAUAAUCAAACCGUGA